AUGAACCAUCCAGCGCCAGUGGAGAUCUGCUACGACAACAUGCGUUUCCUGAUAACUCACAAUCCCACCAUCGCUAUGCUGCCAAAGUUCACAGAGGAACUGAAGAGCUACGGAGUAACAACCUUGGUCAGAGUUUGCGAUGCCACCUACGAUAAAGCUCUAGUGGAAAACUGUGGCAUCCGCGUUCUAGACCUGCCCUACACAGACGGAGCCCCACCCCCUGAUGACUUAGUGGAUGAUUGGCUGAACCUGUUAAAAACCAAAUUUCGUGAGGAGCCAGGUUCCUGUGUGGCCGUGCACUGUGUGGCAGGGCUAGGAAGGGCUCCCGUGCUGGUGGCACUCGCUUUGAUAGAAUGUGGAAUGAAGAAUGACGAAGCAGUUCAAUUUAUCCGACAAAAACGAAGGGGCGCAUUCAACACCAAACAGCUGCUUUUCUUGGGGCAGUACCAACCCAAGACACGGAACAGGUCACGGUCGCGCUUCAAGGAUUCCACGGUGCACUGCUGCAUUCAGUAG
Messenger RNA from Chionomys nivalis (European snow vole), 516 nucleotides. RefSeq names its product protein tyrosine phosphatase type IVA 2-like. Gene Ontology annotation, cellular component: nucleus. The transcript has a single exon. Gene Ontology annotation, biological process: protein dephosphorylation; positive regulation of cell migration. Gene Ontology annotation, molecular function: protein tyrosine phosphatase activity. Lineage: Eukaryota; Metazoa; Chordata; Mammalia; Rodentia; Cricetidae. The coding region runs from base 1 to 516 and encodes 171 amino acids. The record is from RefSeq and is a predicted model, not a curated record.